AUGAGAUUACACUUGAUCGCCCUGACAGGGCUCCUCUUUGGACCUUUAUGUAUCACCGCAGACCAGAACAUCAAGGUUGAUGACGUCGCAAAACUCGACUUUGCCUCUAUUCCCAACCUGGUUUGUCUCUCAAUCCUUCUCAUCAUCAGCUUGAUGUUACUACGAAGGACCAUGUCACCGGAUCAACUAACCCUUCGACCCUCACAGCCUGGCUCCCUGGAUAACCCGGUCGUCUCUCUGGACCAAAUAUCUGGUGCACCAAACACACCUCGUCAUGUCGAUGCCUACAAGAAAUUGAACAAGGCUAUGGCCAGAGGAUGGGGAAAUUGGAAUGCCCAUCAUCCCAGACAUCGACUCUUAGAUGCCCUAUAUGGAUAUAACAGAUACUACGAACGACAGAAACUUGAGCUUGAUCGACUGAAAGGGCUUUAUAAACACGUUUCAAAAGCUCAAAAGUCUCUACUAGAACACUCAGUUGAAUACUCCAAAAAGUUCACCCGCAUCGAUAAUUUACUCAAGAAGAAUCAAGAACUCUGCAAUAGCAUCGUGCAGCAUGCAAUGAAAUUCUACAACAUUGGACAAGACGAACUCGAUAAGCACAUGAAUGGUCUUGAAGCAUCGGGAAGAUUUGCCGACAAGAUUUCAGUCUCUCAAUCUUUGAAACAUUAUGUUCGUGACUGGACUGAGACAGGCGAAGCUGAAAGAAAAGAGACAUUCUCAUGUCUGACGAAAACACUAGAGAGCUUGUUCCCCGAGAGACAAAGGGAAAAACCUGUGAAGGUGCUCAUUCCUGGUGCCGGACUAGGAAGACUGGGACAUGAUAUUGCAAGACUUGAAGGUUUCGAUGUGACCAUCAACGAAUGGUCAAUGUAUAUGAAUGUAGCAUACCGCUUCCUCGAAGCCAACCGUUCUCAAAACUCACACUCCUUUCACCCUUUCGUCGACAGUUGGUCUCACCACGCCACACAAUCUAAUAUGAUUCGCCCUCUAUCCUUCCCAGACGUAUCUCUCAACUCUACCUCCGUAGUCCUGAUAGAAGGUGACUUCACAACUGUAUUUUCCGCCCCAGGCGAAUACGACGUUGUAGUUACUUACUUCUUCAUCGAUACGGCACGAAACCUAAUGAGUUACCUCGACACAAUCAAAAAAGUGUUGAAACCAGGUGGCCACUGGAUCAAUCUAGGGCCAUUACUUUAUGGGACAGGGCCGUUUGUGCAGUUGAGUUUGGAGGAGGUUUUGGUGGUUAGUGAGGCUUUGGGAUUCGAGUUUCUUGAAACAGAUGACAGCUGUGGAGAGAAGACGUUUGAGAGAAGAACAGUAAGGUCAAUGGAGGCGGCGUAUGGAUUCGAUGACAGUGCUUUGACUAAGAGUGCGUAUAAUGCGCAGUUUUGGGUGGCGAGGAGGUCCAUGAAGCCUUAG
Molecule: messenger RNA, 1419 nt
Organism: Fusarium poae
Lineage: Eukaryota; Fungi; Ascomycota; Sordariomycetes; Hypocreales; Nectriaceae
Exons: 3
Coding region: 1-1419 (472 amino acids)
Molecular function (GO): S-adenosylmethionine-dependent methyltransferase activity
Source: RefSeq, a predicted model, not a curated record